Lasiosphaeria miniovina is the source of this 1212-nucleotide messenger RNA. RefSeq lists its product as uncharacterized. Bases 457 to 1113 code for a protein of 218 amino acids. NCBI's taxonomy places the organism in Eukaryota, Fungi, Ascomycota, Sordariomycetes, Sordariales, Lasiosphaeriaceae. The transcript has a single exon. The record is from RefSeq and is a predicted model, not a curated record.
GUUCAAUGCCGCGCCUCUCAAGAAUACAACCUACUCGAACUUCCUGACCCUCUUGUCGGCACACAGCACGACUGCCAACUCUGGCAGGACUCUCGUCAUUGACCAUUGUAUUGUCUAGGACGCGCCUGCCUGAGUUGCACACAGAGGACUUGCAAAGAGCUUCCCCACCUUCCCAGUGAGGUCCAUGGCCAGGAAGGGGCCCCGAGUUGCAGAGUCUAUCGCGCCUUCCAUCGUGACUUUGCUGUCAUCCAUGCCCACGAUGAGAUGGCUGAUAACUUCAGUUCUGGCCCGUCAAGUGCCCAAACCUUGCCCGCGGGCACGCACUUUUCCGCCUUCCUCCCCAAAAGUUCCGAAUCACCAUCUCUCCCAAAGUGUCAACUUCCCUUUCCUUGAUAACAACAUUUUCCUUUAUCUCUUCGCCCCCCACGAGGGAGGUACCCCGCUUUCGUGGUUGGCAUGUCGCAUGAAACGAACGGGAAACCGAUGCGCCUCAGUGGCGCUGCCCUAAGUUCUAACGUGGAAUCGCUCGGAAAACCCCCAAACAGUCUGUUUUGCUUCUUAGAAUCAACCUGCACCGCCGAUGGAAGAAUGGACGGCUCAUCUUGCUCGUGCCUCCCUAGUUUCACCGUACGUACCCGCCCUAGGGCGAACCCGAAUGUCCUCCACUUUCUUCACUGCUCCUGGAUACCUACCGUCUUCCCUCUGGCAUUGAUGUCGCUUGAUAUACCCGCCUUUGGCCACUGGCUAGCGGGUGAUACUGUACUGGUACUGUAUCGUGUGGUGGGAAGAUUGCAACUUUCUUUUUCUGCUCUCAACUGGGUACAUUUUGUCUUGGCCUCCUUUCCCCUGCAAUGGCUGACAGGCUCUGCAGCAGAGUGCAGGCUCGGGAACCGUUUUUCCCUGCCGACUUUAGCAGCCGGGCUGGUUCCGAUUUGGCUCCCAGAGAGACGGGAUAGUCUGCGGGAGCCUUCGCUGCCCUUGUCCUGGGACGUGGGACACUCCCAAGAAAGACAGACCCCUGACACGCCUGCGAAGCCCACAAGAAGCCUCCCCAGUCCCCCCGGCAGGCAUCUCCAGAGAAUGGCGUUCGGUUUCCCCAGCGACAAACAGUGACUGGCAUCGCGGAGAUGCCAGCUCGUGGCGGUGGGGCCGGACUUGUCGCCAGUCCCUAGCGGACCCCCGGAGCUCUGUUCGGAGUCCAUAGCAAGCACC